Thlaspi arvense is the source of this 1416-nucleotide messenger RNA. The record is from the annotation of a GenBank genome assembly. NCBI's taxonomy places the organism in Eukaryota, Viridiplantae, Streptophyta, Magnoliopsida, Brassicales, Brassicaceae.
AUGAAGGGAAGAUCAGAAGGAGGGCAAAAGAAAAAAGUGAUCGCUUUGGUCUGCGUUGUAGCGUUAGUCCUUGUUUGCGUUUAUCUCUUCUACGGAUCCUCUGAUCACAGAGCAUCAGCUAUUGAAUAUGGGAGAAAACUAGGGUUAGGUGGUGGUGAUGAAGAUGAGACCAAACAGGAUGAUAGUUCCAGUUCCUUUGGUCUCGAUGAUGGUUUCACUCCGAGAAGCUUUCCUGUGUGUGAUGAUAAGCAUUCAGAGCUUAUUCCUUGCUUAGACAGGAAUCUCAUAUACCAAAUGAGACUGAAGCUUGAUUUGUCUUUAAUGGAGCAUUAUGAACGACAUUGUCCUCCUUCUGAAAGACGUUUCAAUUGCUUGAUUCCUCCUCCUAAUGGAUAUAAGGUUCCAAUUAAAUGGCCCAAAAGCAGAGACGAAGUGUGGAAAGUGAACAUACCUCAUACUCAUCUUGCACAUGAGAAGUCUGACCAAAACUGGAUGGUUGUUAAAGGAGACAAAAUCAAUUUCCCUGGUGGUGGCACACAUUUUCACUACGGUGCUGAUAAGUACAUUGCAUCAAUGGCAAAUAUGCUUAACUUUCCCAACAACGUUUUCAACAACGGUGGGAAGCUAAGGACGGUUUUCGAUGUUGGUUGUGGUGUUGCUAGCUUCGGAGGUUAUCUUCUAUCUUCUGAUAUCUUGACAAUGUCAUUGGCUCCUAAUGAUGUGCAUCAGAACCAAAUCCAGUUCGCUCUCGAAAGAGGCAUUCCUGCUUCCCUCGGUGUUUUAGGGACAAAGAGGCUCCCUUACCCGAGCAGGUCUUUCGAGCUUGCUCACUGUUCUCGUUGCAGAAUCGAUUGGCUUCAACGAGACGGUAUCCUUCUCCUCGAGCUAGACAGAGUGCUUAGACCCGGUGGCUACUUUGCGUAUUCAUCUCCUGAGGCGUAUGCGCAAGACGAAGAGGAUCUUAGGAUCUGGAGGGAGAUGAGUGCUCUUGUGGAGCGUAUGUGUUGGAAGAUAGCUGCUAAAAGGAACCAAACUGACGGUCCUAACACGCUUAAACUGAUAUACGACAGAGGUUUAAUGGGCGCGGUUCAUAGCUGGUGUGAAGCAUUCUCGACAUAUCCAAGAACCUAUGAUCUUCUCCAUGGUUGGGACAUUAUAUCUGAUAUCAAGAAGAAAGGGUGUAGUGAGGUUGAUUUGUUACUUGAGAUGGAUCGGAUAUUGCGCCCGAGCGGGUUUAUAAUCAUAAGGGAUAAACAGAGAGCGGUGGAUUUGGUGAAGAAGUAUCUAAAGGCAUUGCAUUGGGAGGAAGUAGGGACAAAGAUAGAUUCAGAUUCAGAUCAAGAUUCAGACAACGUUGUGUUAGUUGUUCAGAAGAAGCUGUGGUUGACUAGUGAGAGCCUUAGAGAUAUGGAGUGA